Molecule: messenger RNA, 823 nt
Organism: Nelumbo nucifera (sacred lotus)
Lineage: Eukaryota; Viridiplantae; Streptophyta; Magnoliopsida; Proteales; Nelumbonaceae
Source: RefSeq, a predicted model, not a curated record
UGCAAAGACUACUGUACUAAAACCUCUAAGCCCGCCAAAGAAGAUGAAUGUUAAACCCUAGCAAGGAACCAAAUCCCUGGAUUCUCCCUCGCAUUCGAAGUUCUCUAGGAGUACAGGCCUUCGUUAGUUCAAUCAUGGCUUCCGCCUGUAACAGAUUCGUCAACAGAACAUCUCUCGCAUCCCUCAAAUCCGCCAUUAAAUCGAAAGUUCUAGCACCUGCGUUCGACGGAGCUGCAACGUCGACAUCUUCAAGAGUCCUUCUUUCCAAUCGUUCCACUUCUAGAUCUCCUCUUGUUCGAUCUUCUUUGCUUAGCAGAUCUCCUGUGGAACUUGGAUCUGCACAGUCUCUGUUGCCUCUCCACAGUGCGGUUGCCGUUGCAAGGCUCACUUCAUGCCUGAGCUCGAACUCGAGGAGUUGCCGCGCUCUCUCUCAGGGCACAUGAGGUCCCCAAUGCUUGAAAGAAAUAAGCUGGGCUUUACAGGACCUGCGAAUUAUUGAUUUACAGCGUCAUUGUCAAGUAUCAACAUUCUGUUAAAAGACCGACCAGUUACAUAUUUAAGAAGACCUUAACAAAGAUGUUUCUAGUGCUCCUGUUCAUUAUCCCGAACUUCAGUCAUCCUUCAAUUUUCAAAAUAUGAUUGAAUGGGAUAUGUCAUUCAGAGGUGUUAAUUUUCUGACAAAGGGUACAAAGAGUUGUUCUUUUUUGGAAAGUAUUUUCUUAAGUGUUGGAGGUUCCUUAGUGGAAAAGGUCUGCAUUAAAAUUUUAAAUUGAAUCUUGAUUUUUUUUAUUAACCAUAUACAUCAAAAUCUCAUGCCUUUUAU